GAGGCUCCGUGCCGCUGUGCUCAGCCCGGCGCGGCUCGGGAACGCGGCGAGAGACUGGCACGGACUAAAGUUAUCCCGGAAUAAGGCUGCACGCAUGUGCUGUCACCCCGGAUGUGAACAUGCCGGCCCGGCUCCCCACUAGCUCGCUCCGCCCGGCUGUAGCGGAUGGGCCGAGCCGAGCCGUGCCGAGCCGUGCCAAGCCGUGCCAAGCGCGGCGGCGGCGGCCGUACGCGGCCAGCGAGGGGCCGGGACGGGCAGGAGCCGUGAGGGACCGGGUGCGAGAGGCUCCUCCGGCCAAGGGGCAGCCCCGAGGGGUCGGGCAGCAACCCCCGGCACGACCCGGCACGGCCCCGCUCGGCCCGGGGCGCCGGGAGCCGGGGGGAGGGGCGAGCCCGCAGCCCCGGGAGGGAUGGAUUUUCGGGGGAAGAAGUACGAGCGCGGCAGCAACUGGUCGGACCCCGAGGUGGUGGAGCUGCUCCAGCUGUGGGCGGACGAGUCGGUGCAGCUGGAGCUGGAGAGCUGCCUUCGCAACCAGCACGUCUUCAACCGCAUCGCCGAGGUGCUCCGCGAGAAGGGCAUCCACCGCACCGGGGACCAGUGCCGCGAGAAGAUCAAGAAGAUGAAGCUGGAGUACCGGCGCAUCAAGGACAACAGCAAGGCCCCGCGGGGCGGCCGCACCUGGAAGUUCUACGACGUGAUGGACCGAGUGCUCAACAGCCGGCCAGCGCUGGCCUACGGACCCAUGGGCGGCGGUUUGAUGGCCGGCCAGGUGCUGCCGGGCGGCGUGAUGGACGGCUACCACCACCAGUUUGCCGCCCCUAUCCUGCCCUUCGGGCACUCCCAGCACCCCGAACUGAUGGAGAUCAAAUGCGAGGAGGUGAACUCUGACGAGCACUGCCUGAGCCCAGAGCCCCCGGCAGCCGUGUCUUACCAGCAGGGCUGCCCUGAAGAGCACGAGAUAGAGAGAGCCUUCCUGGAGAGGGCCCAGAAUGACUCUCCCAUCUCCAGGGUGGAAAUUCCCAUUGAAACCAGUGUUUCACCUUCAGGUUUCAGUGAGCCCAGCAUGGCCAACUCAUCCCGGAUGCAGAACGCAGUUCCUCGGCCCGGCUUCUCCACCUUGCACCGCCUGCGGAAGAAGCGGAAAAGCCAGCGGGUGAAGGACCCGCUCGACGAGCUCCUGCUGAAGACCCUGACGUCACAGCGGGCCAUGGAGGAGCGUUUCUUGCAGAUGGAGGAGCGGCGGUUCCAGCGGGACCUGGACGUGGAGGAGCGGCGGAUGCAGCUGGAGCAGCGGCGCUUCGAGCUGGAGCGCGAGCACGAGUUCCGCAUGUUCAGCGUUUUCGCCCAGAUGCUCAGCAUCCUGAAGCGGAGCCACGGCGGCGCAUCCCCUUCCCUGGCCAUGCCUCCAGGCCUGGACUUCAGCCAAACGCUGUCGGAACUGACGGGCCGGGUGGGAAGAGGCGACGAGCGGUGGCCGAGGGCCGGAGGGCUGGCGGUGAGCCGGGGCGACAUGUGUGGCUUCUGCCCCCCGGAGGAGUUCCGGCGCAGCCCAUACCUCUCCGCUCGCGGUAACGUCGCCAACAUCUUCCGGGGCUCCGACGAGGAGGGGUACAAAGCGUACCACGCUGACAAGUAUGAUGAAGACACGAACCCCAACGGUAUAAUUAAUUUUGGCACCAGUGAGAAUAAGCUCUGCUUUGACCUGAUGUCCAAACGGCUAAAGGAACAGCUGACACAGGCCGAUAUGAACCUCAUGGAGCCACUGCUGCUUCAGUAUCCCGACUGGAAGGGACACAUGUUUUUACGGGAGGAAGUGGCUCGAUUUUUGACCUAUUACUGCAAGGCCCCUGCACCUCUUAAGGCAGAAAAUGUGAUUGUUCUGAACGGUUGUGGCUCUUUGUUUUCUGCAUUAGCUACAGUCCUGUGUGAUCCAGGGGAGGCUGUUCUGAUUGCAACUCCUUUUUAUGGUGGUAUCACCCAGAGCGUCUUCCUGUAUGGCAACGUCAAGCUGGUGUAUGCCUAUUUAGACAGCAAGAUUACUGGAACAAGCACUCGGCCUUUCCAGCUUACUGUGGAAAAACUGGAAAAGGCCUUGCAAGAUGCCCAGGCAGAGGGUGUAACUGUAAGGGCCUUAAUUCUUCUGAAUCCCCAGAAUCCACUUGGGGACAUCUACUCCUUGUCAGAGCUACGGGAUUACCUGGAAUUUGCUAAAAGACACGAAUUGCAUGUGAUAGUAGAUGAGAUCUACAUGCUGUCAGUUUUUGAUGAAUCAGCCACGUUUCACAGUGUCCUGGGCAUGGACAGAUUGCCUGAUCCACAGAGGACUCAUGUGAUGUGGGGUAUAAGCAAGGAUUUUGCUGUCUCUGGGAUUCGUUUUGGUACUUUGUAUACAGAGAACCAAGAUGUUGCUAAUGCGGUGGCUUCUUUGUGUUAUUUCCACGGGGUCUGUGGACCAGUCCAGCACAAAGUUGCACAGCUGCUUAGGGACAGAGAAUGGAUCAACCAGGUGUACUUGAGAGCCAAUCAUGCCCGGCUGAAAGCUGCCCAUACGUAUGUGACAGAUGAGCUGAAGACACUUGGGGUUCCUUUUCUCAACCGCAAUGCAGGCUUCUUUGUCUGGAUUGAUUUCCGAAAGUACCUUAGGACAGGAACAUUUGAGGAGGAGAUGCUGCUCUGGAGGCGUUUUCUUGAUAACAAGGUCCUCCUGUCGUGUGGCAAAGCCUUCGAGUGCAGUGAACCUGGAUGGUUCCGCAUCAUCUUUGCUGACAAGACCCACCGACUACAGCUGGGUAUGCAGCGGAUCCGCAAGGUUUUGGAAGAACGAGAGCAGGAGAUAUUGUCUGAGGAAAAGGAACAGCCUUGUCAGUCAGAUCAGGAUGGCAAAGCAGAUAGCACAGAUGAAGUCAUUUUCGUAUCCCACCAUCAGGAAUCUCCCUGUGCUGGCAAUUCCAAUCUCAGUGACCUCAUUGGCCUCCUGCAGCAGCAGAUGCGUUCAUCUGAUUGGCUACAGAAAAAUACAGCAGAACAGCUUGCAUAGAAAAAGCCAGAGAUCUACAGUGUGUUCAACAAACUCAUGGGAAAAUAGUAGGGGCCAGUGUACCUUUAGGCAUGUUCUUGAGCACUAAUGGCCCUGAGCCCCUAACAGCUCAGCAUUGACUUCCAGCAAAUAAUCUAUUUUCUGUAUAGCAAGAAAAUCACUUUGUAAAACGCCUUCUCUACCCCAUUUGAUGUCUCUGAUUUGUAUUAUAUAGGUGAUUUCCUUGGAUUGGGGUGAGGGUAGGGAAUGGUGGGGUUUUUGUUCCCCUGCUGCCCCUCAUCCUGCUGCGUCAUUGUAUUUUGUAUUUCAUUUCUAAUGAAUACGCUCUUAACUCUCUUAUAAGGUCCUGUGGUGUUGUGGUGUCUUUUUUUUUACACUUCUCUUUUCACUCUCUCUGGGAAAGUGGAGGUUUGAGAUUGUUAAAAUGAGUAAGGUUUCCCUUUUCCUUCCUGAUAUUCAGAAGUAAUUAUUUCAGUGUCGGAAUAUGAUUGCUUUCACAGAGAGGUGUUUUGGGGGGAUAAAAUGUCAGUUCCAAGGUAGCCUCAGCUAUGGGUCAAUAAGCUUGUGUACCUGGCUGUCUCCAUGGAUGAGGCUCUUAGAACAUGAUCAUUUAUUUUGAAUUCUGUAAAGCUUUUUCAUUUUGAGUUGGUUUCCAUUCUAUUCUCAGAUCAGACAGUAUCUAAUCCCCGUGGCUGGUAAAAUGCCUGUUUUUGUUUUUGUCCUUCACUUUGUAUAAAUAAAAAGAACCCCAUUGGAUUCUUAGCCCAUUAUGUCCAUGAAAGAGUAGAGAGAUGAUGGAAAGACAAUAUUCUCUCUGCAGCCUCCCUACUCCUGAGGUCCAUCCCUUCUGGUUACCAGUGAGAUUAUUCACAGGAAUAUUGAGAAUGUUCCUUAUACCUCUGUGCUAGACGUACCUACUUUAUGCCCACAGGCUUUCAAGGUGGCGCCUUCCACUGUUACCUGAACUACUAAGUCUAUCAUUUGGCAAAGUAGCCUUCUUGACUAAACUAUAUUCUCUGGUGUCCUGUCCUUCCUCUGUUUUCCAUUUUGAAAGACGCUGCACGAUGAUGACAAAUAACUUUUGUUGGUAAUCUUCUUUCUCAGAUGCAGAUCUGUUUAGUUUUUUGAAUGUUACAUUUAUUGAUAUGGUAAAAGAAGUGUUUUUUUGCAUACUUAUUAAUCUAGAGUUAAAGGAAAUGGUCCAUA
This is a messenger RNA of Phasianus colchicus (ring-necked pheasant), 4243 nucleotides long. Its product is annotated as putative inactive 1-aminocyclopropane-1-carboxylate synthase-like protein 2. NCBI's taxonomy places the organism in Eukaryota, Metazoa, Chordata, Aves, Galliformes, Phasianidae. The record is from RefSeq and is a predicted model, not a curated record. Gene Ontology annotation, biological process: amino acid metabolic process; biosynthetic process. Gene Ontology annotation, molecular function: pyridoxal phosphate binding; transaminase activity.